AGUCGCAGUAACGAGAGGCGUAAAUUCUCGCUACGAUUCGGUGAAUCGACGCCGCGAAGUAGUCGUUCCCCUGUUUCGGUUAAGAUAAGAGGUGGUUAAAUGAAUAUGACACAGUAUAUUGACAGAGCAAGGAAAAUGAGCGACGAACAUACCUACAAACUAAUCUACUUCAAUGCCCGUGGUCGUGCCGAACAUAUACGGUACAUAUUUGCAUAUACUGGCAUCGAGUAUACCGACGAGAGGAUCCCCGAAGAACUCUGGCCUGAAUACAAGGAUUGUAAGCGUGAAGAAUCGAUUUUUACUUUCAUCGUUCAACUCUCAGCAAUGCCUUAUAAAAAGCUGCCUGUGCUGGAGGUAGACGGGAAACCGGUAGCGCAGGGUAACGCUGUGGCGCCUUACUUGGCGAGGAAGUACGAUCUAAUGGGAAACUGCAAAGGGGAUGCGCUGAUAUGCGAAGUGCUCGUCGAUACUCUUGAAGAUUUGGAGCAAGACGACAUGGGCGGACUUCGUAUUUGCAGCGGCCCUUGA
Bombus huntii is the source of this 528-nucleotide messenger RNA. RefSeq names its product hematopoietic prostaglandin D synthase-like. Lineage: Eukaryota; Metazoa; Arthropoda; Insecta; Hymenoptera; Apidae. The record is from RefSeq and is a predicted model, not a curated record. The coding region runs from base 100 to 528 and encodes 142 amino acids. The transcript has 4 exons. Gene Ontology annotation, molecular function: glutathione transferase activity. Gene Ontology annotation, biological process: glutathione metabolic process.